This is a messenger RNA of Trypanosoma conorhini, 1377 nucleotides long. RefSeq names its product putative inositol-pentakisphosphate 2-kinase. Gene Ontology annotation, cellular component: nucleus. Lineage: Eukaryota; Euglenozoa; Kinetoplastea; Trypanosomatida; Trypanosomatidae. The transcript has a single exon. Gene Ontology annotation, biological process: inositol phosphate biosynthetic process. The record is from RefSeq and is a predicted model, not a curated record. Bases 1 to 1377 code for a protein of 458 amino acids. Gene Ontology annotation, molecular function: inositol-1,3,4,5,6-pentakisphosphate 2-kinase activity; ATP binding.
AUGCGCCUCCUUGGGGCGGGGAACAGUAGCGUCGUCUUCGCGCUGCCCGACGACGACGCGGCGGAGGCGGCGCGGGCGGAGAAGCGGGAAGAGGGCGCGUCAGAGGCGGAGGCUGUCGCUUCGGUCGCCGAGCGGCUGCUUGCGGGGGGCGGAGGCACACUGCAGCGGCUGCGGGGCCGCCUCGCGCUGCGGCUAAGUAAGGCAAUUACCUCUGCAUGCUCGACAUGCGACCAGGCCCUGGCGGACUUCGUCGGCUUCCGGCAUGAAAUUUCACUGACGGAGGCGCUUGCGAAGUCCUGCGCCGCCGCUGCCGCCGCUUCCCCAUCGCUGCGGCAGCACUGCGAGGGCGCGGGACACGCCCACGUCAUUCCCAACUUCGCAGUCAAUCCAGCUCUUCUCUUAGGAGGUAAACGCGGGUCACGAUGGCUGGCCGUAGAAAUUAAGCCAAAAGGAGUGUGGCGGCCCCCGCGUGUGGUUGGCAUCGUCGUGGAUGGUGUGAAGUAUUACAUUAAUCCGGUAAAGCUCCACCAGUGCCGUUUUUCGCUUAUGCAGUUCUUUAAGCAUGAACAACAUAGAGUGGGAAUGACGCUACCAGGUGAAACAGACUCCAUGUACUGUCCCAAUAUGGUACUACUAGGGGACCAAUCUUCUGUGGCGGCUGGACUACUGCACCUAAUUCGUUGUCCGGCAAACAACUUUCGUUUUAUUCCUGUGGAAAAUCCUUUGGGUGAGAUCCGCGAUGCGGACGUUGAAGGUUUGUCCACCGCGUUACAUGAAUCAGGCGUUUUAAAGGUGUUGGGAAACCUGCAGAUGUACGGUUCUGGCAGUCACGCGGACUGGGAAGUGCUAGACAUUGAACUCUUGUACCGGUGGAGUUGUGCCAGGGAAAUGUCGAGUGUGCGGUGGAUUGUGCGUGCAUCGGAGGCCUCGACCUCUUUGAACGUGGAGUGUGAUUGCCGGCGUGGCAUACGGGCGGCCGCAAUGGAAGCAGGACGAACGGAAGAUAUCAAAACACAUCUUCUCUCCCCACCAAUGGGGCUAGCGGAAUGUGUCGACCGUUUUUACGCCUCGACCACGGGAAAAGAUGUGUCGGUGGUGGUGUCGCUGUUGAGGGGGAGUGCGGCGGCCGCGGUGGGUGAUGGGCCGGCGGGGAGUAGGCGGCCUUUGGAACUGGCCCAGUGGAAGAGUUCACACGGUGGCGUUUUUGUGGACUUUGGGUUUCCCACUGCGAGCAUAUUCCGCAUCGGCGUCGUGGACAUUGACGCCAAGCUGCACAAGCCCUUGCGGCAUUACUUUAUGCUAGACAAGGACAUUCUCGCCGCCUGGGAGCGGUGGAAAAGUGCAUCGAUGCCGCCGUUGCGCGGCGACGCCGCGUGA